Molecule: messenger RNA, 894 nt
Organism: Rangifer tarandus platyrhynchus (Svalbard reindeer)
Lineage: Eukaryota; Metazoa; Chordata; Mammalia; Artiodactyla; Cervidae
Source: the annotation of a GenBank genome assembly
AUGGACGCGGAGGCCGCCCGUGGAGCCGCAGGCAUUUACCCCGUGGAUAUUUUGGAAGACGACCCUGCUGGGCAUCAGGAAGCGACUCUGGCUUACUAUGCCAUGCUUGGGGAAGGAGCGGGGCCCUCACCACAGGUUUUCUCUCUUCCCACUGGGGAGCAGGUUAAACUUGAAGCUUCGUCUGUUUGCUUUUGCACCAUGCACCGUGAUGAACCUCAACACAAAAUCUUGGUCUUGGUUAAUCCCCAGGAUACAAAGACAGUUGUGGCUGUUUAUGUGAAGGAGUCCUGGUGGACCACUGAAGAUGUACUAAGAACCUCUAAUCCUUCAAGAGAAGGUCUGAUGAAGGUUCAGUCAUUUGGGGAAAGGAUUGUGCUUUUCAUUCUGAACGUCGUUAUUUUUGGAAGACUAGAAAGGAAUUUGGAUGAUGAUGACAUGUUUUUUUUACCUCACUCCGUGAAGGAGGAGGCUAAGAUUCUGUGGCGAGAUGGAGCAGCUGUUGGAUUUUACGCAACCAAAAGGAAAGGCAGCCUGUGUGGCGACGGCACGAGUUCCUGCUACCUCCUGCCGGUUUUCGACACCGUGUUUGUCCGGAGGAGCCACCGCCGGCGGGGCCUGGGGCUAGCCAUGCUGCGGGACUUCUGCCAGACGUUCCGAGAUGACGAGGCCUUGGGCAUCAGCUGGCCCAUCUCACCCGCCAUGUACCAAGUCUGCAGGAAGUUCCUGGUGGCCCACCCAGCCGAGCGGGGGCGCCUGUGGGAGGUGGAGCCCCCCGGAGCCUGGGGCCAGCGAGGCAACAUCUGGCUGAAGGUUCAGCUUCAACAGUCAAGACAACCCGACUCUCACCCAGGACAUUCCAAGGAGGCUGUGGCUACUCGUGGGCUCUCAGGAUGA